UACCCUGCCAUCACCAGUGCAACCUGCUCCUGGACAGCCAUUCUUUCCUGGAUCUGGCAACCAGAUGUCGUUUGGAGCUGCUGGAAGCCAGCCACCUUGGGCAGCUACAGUUCUGUCACUGCGAUAUGGGAAGCCUGGGCAAAAGGCGAGCGUGUUGCGGGCGUUGGUCGCAAGCCGCCUCUGUGUGGCCUCGAGUGGCUGUGGGGUGCACAGAAGAACACGACGAUGAGGAAGGGCCAGCAGCAAAGCUGGCGACCACGCAAUGAUGCCAUGGCUCGUCAGCUGUGGGCCCACUUCAUGUACUUCGUCUCACGCAUCGAGAAGCGGCUGAACAAUGGCAAGACAUCAGCCGAGGCCAUGCACGAGCUCGACGACGGACGAGGUACGCUCUCGCUGUCGCAGUUCUGCAAGAGAACACAGCCCAAGCGGCAA
Molecule: messenger RNA, 432 nt
Organism: Laetiporus sulphureus 93-53
Lineage: Eukaryota; Fungi; Basidiomycota; Agaricomycetes; Polyporales; Laetiporaceae
Exons: 2
Source: RefSeq, a predicted model, not a curated record